Molecule: messenger RNA, 1851 nt
Organism: Aspergillus alliaceus
Lineage: Eukaryota; Fungi; Ascomycota; Eurotiomycetes; Eurotiales; Aspergillaceae
Exons: 3
Coding region: 107-1474 (455 amino acids)
Source: RefSeq, a predicted model, not a curated record
UAUUUUAUUUGAUUUUGUUUUUCGUUUUUAUGUUUGGUUUUGGGUUCUGCACCUGUCACUGUUCCUUCCAUCUGAUUUCUCCCGCUUCAUCACCAACUUUACUUACAUGUUGUCCAUCAUGACGGUUGCUGCACCGCCUGUGGCACCCGUUCACGAAAAUGGUCUCAACGGCAAUGCCCCCGGACAUCACCAUGUCAAUAUGAGCUUGCCACGUUUCCAUCCAAUCGCAAUGAACCCGAGCCAGCCAGUGCAUCCUGAGCAAAUGAUGCCGAAUCAUUCUCAUUUCCGUCCUUUUCCUCCACCUCAUAUGCAAGAAGCAGGACUGCCAGGCCCAGCUCCUCAUCCUUCUCAUAUAGAUCAGAUUGAUGCUCGCUUGAGGCAAUUGGAACAUGAAGAAGCGGCUCGUAUGGCCGCUCGUAGCCAUCUCCUUGCUAUUCGAAAGCGAGAGGACGAAGAAUUCCGUAGGAUGACAGAGAGUGCCGAAGCCGAAGAAGAGGAACUUCGUAGGCAACGGAAACGAUUGAAGCGGGAAUCUAUGGGAUUGGGGUAUAAUGCAAGCAUGGACUCUCCGCCGCUUCGGCCGACGCCGCCCCGUCGUUUAUCAGAGACCAAUGCAGCUACCACCCUUGCAUUCUUCAAGCAGCAAAGUCCUCCAGAGCCUCGCCCCAUCCCUCCGCCGCCUGUGCAGGCACCGCCACCUCAUCCUCCACCUCAGCAUAUUCCCCAUGAUCCCACAGCCGGCACGAUUCGACGAAAGCAAAAAUACACCAUAAAAAAUGUCGAGGCUUGGGGUGAACGCCACGGACGACCUGCAGCGCACGACCCGUCUGGACGCGCAUUGUGGAAGCGGCCGUCGGAUGGUAGUUUAGUGUAUCUGACAUGCCCGGUCUCUGGCUGUGGAAAGGCCGACUUUGUGACUCUUCAUGGUUUCAUGUGCCACCUGACGAAGAAGCAUAAAGAUCGCAGUCUGGGUAGUCAAUCGAGGGCAUUGGAAGUUUGCGGGAUUGUCUAUGACCCUAGCGCUCCUCUUCCGCCGGUGGCUACCGUACAACGUGCAUCGACGGAAGAAAGUCGUGGUGAUUCGGCCCCCACAGAUCCCGAAGGCUAUCCCCAAGAGAUGGAAUACUCGUCCGCAUCGGAAGAUGAGGAGAGCCGGAAAAUUCCCGUGAAGACAGAGGCGGCAGAUCGGCCUUUACCAGCCCCGCCACUCUCUUUCCCCCACCCCUUGGAGGAGCCCUCGAAGGCACGGAAACUCAAUAAUUCUACAAAACAGUCGAUAUCUUCCAUUAUCGACCGCGAUCCAGAAGAUGAGCCCCGGGAGCGAGUAGCUUCCAUCCCGCCUCGCCCGGUUGAGCCUCUAUCGCAAACAUCCCCGGAGCACAAGCCGCCUCUUAUUGAGGAAGCGGAAAUGUCCCGGCCCGAUGAACGAAAUCAAGUCCUAAGUGAGACGAAGGAUACGACCGAAUCAAAAUAAUAACAAUCGAUCUUAUUCUUAAUACGGUCUAUUGCGCCAUUUAAAAUACGCAGAACUUGCAUUUGCAUCCUACGAGCAUCAGCUUUAGCUUUUUUGUCUCCUUUGCAGCUGCGUGAAUACCCUUCUAUGCAUUCCUGGGUGGCUUUUGUCUAAUGCUUUUUUUUUCUAAUCGCCGUUUCCUUCUAGUAAUGUAAUGUCUUUUCCAUCAUUGCUGGUCAUUUUGUUCCCUGGGCGCUGGCCGACUUGCGUCUAUUCCUUUUACCUGUGUCAUUUUGAUUUCACAUAGUCGAUACUCACGAUAUAAACCGAUCUAUAUCUAUGCCCUGGGUGACCCUUGUCGGUCACCGGGAAACACUGCUGUGAUGCUGGUGCUGUAU